Molecule: messenger RNA, 2564 nt
Organism: Carassius gibelio (silver crucian carp)
Lineage: Eukaryota; Metazoa; Chordata; Actinopteri; Cypriniformes; Cyprinidae
Gene: tor4ab
Product: torsin family 4, member Ab
Exons: 3
Coding region: 140-1297 (385 amino acids)
Cellular component (GO): endoplasmic reticulum lumen; nuclear envelope
Molecular function (GO): ATP hydrolysis activity; ATP binding
Source: RefSeq, a predicted model, not a curated record
GUGGACAGGACUGGUGCGUUUGGAAGAGGGAAUCUCAUCGACUAUCAAUCAUCAAAAUCACCCCUUAAAGAACAGAACCGAGACUCGAGGAGCAGCAAGCGAGUAGACGCCUCGUGCAACUUUGAAGUUUCUCAGGCCGAUGGUGGACUGUGAAGGGGUUUCAAUGGAUGCUCAGGUGGAAAAGGAGAGAGGAGAUGAGGAGAAGGAAGGUGGGCAAAGCAAGUCUUUCCUCUCUCCACAGCUGAAAGCCAUGAUCCGGAUCAAGAAGAAGUACCUAAAGAGAUCUAACUCAGUCAGGUCAAGCACUAACUCUGCUGUGUCCGAUGGGAGUUUGCACCCUAAGAGUCCCCAGACCAGGAAGUCCAAGCGCAGGAGGUCCCGUGUGCUGUUCCCAAAUAACACUUUGAUAUUCAGGCCAAAGAAAGAGCGCAGCGGGGCGAAACCUUUCCUGCUGCUCUUCAGCGUGAUCGUCUUCUUCCAGGUCUACAACGCUAUUGAGAAUCUGGACGACCAUGUGUUGAAGUAUGAUCUUGAGGGUUUGGAGAGGUCGCUGCACAGGGAGGUGUUUGGCCAGCCGGAGGCGCUAGAGGAGCUCAUGGACCAUCUGAACGAUUACCUUUCCACUUACGCCCACCAGAAACCCCUCACCCUGUCUUUGCACGGGUCAUCUGGCGUCGGGAAGAGCCACCUGGGUCGACUGCUGGCACGCCACUUCCGCUCAGUAGUCGAUGACAAGCUAGUGGUGCAUUAUUUAUCCAAACACCACUGCCCCCUACAGGAAGCGGCGCAGCACUGCGCCUCUAAACUAGCUCAGCGUAUAUCAGAGGUAGUGACUCGAGCCGAUGAAGAGGAGCAGAUUCCCUUCUUCAUCCUGGACGAGGUGGAACUGAUGGCCCCUCCGCUGCUGGACAUCCUACAAAUGUUUCUUCAGUCCAAUCAGACCAAUGAGUUUCUGAACGUGGUUUACAUUUUUCUCAGCAGUCUGGGGCAAAGGGAGGUCACGGCUCAUGUUCUUCAAAAUGCCUCCACCAACGGGGCCCAUAAACCGCUCCGACGGGCCCUGUCUCUCAUCCAUCCUCUAUGGAUGGAGCCCACAGUCGAACUCAUCCCUCUUUCCCUGCUGGAGCGGGAACACGUCAUACAGUGCUUUCUAGAGGAAAUGACCCUCGAAGGGUUUUACCCUGAGUUCAGUCAGGUAGAGAGACUGGCGGAUGAACUGGCCUAUCACACUGCAGCUGGAAGACAGUACGCAAAAACUGGAUGCAGACAAGUAGUGGGAAAAGUUAACCUGCUUUGAGAGAGCUUCAGACAGUGUGAACUAUUCUCAUUAUUCAGCCAUCUCAAAAUCACAUUUUUGUGACAUACACUAUAACGAAAUAAUAAUUUUAUUCAGCAAGGAUGCACUAAACUGAUGAAAAGUGACAGUGAAGAUGUUUAUAAUAUUUAUAUUUCAAAUAAAUGCUGUACAUUAGAUCUGUCAAUUCAUCAAAGAGUCCUGAAAAUAAAUAACAUUUUGCACCAAAUAUUAAUCAACACAACUGUUUUCCACAUUGAUAAUAAUAAGAAAGUGCAGCAAUGAUUUCUGAAGGAUCAUGUGUCACUGAAGACUGAAGUAAUGGACAAACUUGUGAGAUGGACCCAUAAAAACUUUUAAAAAUUGUAUCACCAGUACAUUUAAAGAACCUUUUAAAGAAUUAUAUUUACAAAUCUUCUUUUUUCUUUUUUUUCUUUUUUUUUUUUGUCUAAGUGCAAUUCUUCAAUGGUUGUCUUUAUAAUAUUGUUUUUAUUAUAUUGUUGAAUUUUUCAUCUAUAAAAGUAUGUGACGCGAAGCUGAUGACAAUAAAUGUAACAACAAUGACAACUGGAGUAAUGGCUGCCGGAAAUUUAGCUUUGCAUCACAGGAAUGAAUGACAUUUUUAUUAUUUUAAAUUGCAAUAAUAUUACAUGGCAGUGAAAUUCAUGUUUAGCUGUUGUGGCACUUAAAAAUGUGUGUAAAAUAUAGCUUUUUGUAUUUUGUUUAAUUAAAUUUUAUAAUGUAUAAUUUAUGUCUUUUUAUAAAGCAUUUCUAAAAAAUAAAAUGGUAAAGGAUUAAUCCAAUACUGUUUCAAAUCAGUUCAAAACUAGUUAUGAUUAAUUAUAAAUAUUUAAAUCCGCUGUAAGUAUUUACUUGACCUCUCAGUGUCAUCUGUCUGUCAAAUCUAAGGCUACAAUAUGUCCACACGAAGCCAGAGCUCACCCCAAUCCGAUCUUUUUUUCCCUCGUUCAAAAAGACAAAUCCCAUCCACACGGCGUCGAAUCAAGAAAUAUCUGCGUCCACAAAAACAAAGUGAAACAGACUGAAAAACAAUGUAGUAUACAUGCCAGAUCAGUAUGUGGCGCUGUAAUUGUGUUACAGAGAUACACAAAAAUGAAGAAGAAGACUUGGAGCAUGCGCAUUAACCUUGCGUGCUGUAGACAAACCAUUGUUGUUGUUGCUCUUACGUGAUGUAGUGGUGUCUGACUAGGGUUGAUGCAUGGGGUGAUGACAUCAUCGCUUAAGAAAAUAUACGGAUGGCCCCGUCUAC